Molecule: messenger RNA, 1043 nt
Organism: Bombus impatiens (common eastern bumble bee)
Lineage: Eukaryota; Metazoa; Arthropoda; Insecta; Hymenoptera; Apidae
Product: odorant receptor 4-like
Exons: 5
Coding region: 1-999 (332 amino acids)
Biological process (GO): detection of chemical stimulus involved in sensory perception of smell; sensory perception of smell
Cellular component (GO): plasma membrane
Molecular function (GO): odorant binding; olfactory receptor activity
Source: RefSeq, a predicted model, not a curated record
AUGGUGUGCUUCGCAUGUGCCCCACAAACUAUUAAUCUUUUGUUAAUCGCGGGUAAUUCUAAUUUGGUGAUCGAGAAUCUUUCGACUAAUAUUACUACCACGAUUUCACUUAUGAAGGCUAUGGCUGUUUGGAUCAAAGGCAAACCAUUAAAGUUUUUGGUAAAGUGCAUGGCUAAUGACUGGAACACAACGACGGACAAAGCCGAACGAGAAACAAUGGUGAACAUCCGGAGGAUCACUAGAAAGACUACAAUAAGAAGCACGUUGAUGGCCAACAUUGUCCUUCUCGCUUUUGUGCCUGCACGGUUGUUUAGUAUGAGAUACAGUGACAACAUGCUGUUCUAUCGUGGCUAUUUCCCCUAUAACAUUACCAUCAGUCCAAAUUACGAAUUGACAAUGAUCGGUCAAUUCAUGGCUACUUUUUAUGCGGCCACUACGUACACAGCAGUAGAUACUUUUGUCGUUCUGUUGAUUUUCCAUGUCUGCGGACAGCUUUCGAAUUUGAGGGACGAUUUACGGAAGAUUCAUUCGUACGAUAAGAAAGAUCUGGAAAAGAAGUUGCAGAAAAUUAUUCAGAAGCAUGAAUAUAUUAGUAGAUUCGCCAACAAGAUAGAAAAUUCUUUCAACAUGAUGCUCCUCCUUCAAAUGCUAAGUUGCACCAUUCAGAUAUGCUCUCAAUCUUACCAAGUCAUUAUGUCAUUUGGAGAGCAAGAGAUGGAAUACAUGAUUUUGCAACUUUCGUUUCUGCUGAUAUACGUAGUUUAUGUGAUGUUGCAUUUGUUCCUAUAUUGUUACAUGGGCGAAAAACUAACUUCCGAGAGUACAGAAAUUGCUGACACGGUGUACAAUGCCGAAUGGUACAAUUUACCUCCCAAGAAUGCAAGAUGGCUUAUAAUUAUCAUGUGUCGUGCCAGGGCUUCGCCUUUAAAAAUUACAGCAGGCAAAUUUUGUUCCUUUACUUUAGUGCUAUUCUCUCAGGUAAGCGUGGACGAGUCAUAAUACAAUUUACUCUAAAAUGUGUUAUAACGCAAGCGUGUCAUUAG